AUGAUAAAUUCCCGAUUCAGCCCCACCUUGCUGCUCAAUCGACUGCACAGAUACAUUCAAUCUAACCACAUCCAUGGCGGCGAUCUCCACAAAAAACCCACGAAAAAACCACGGCCACACAAGCUCACAAGAAACCAGCUCCGGACGCCCAUCCCAUUCCUCACUCAUCUCAAACAGUGCCAAAACCCCGACGAAUUCCUCUCUGUUUUCCACGAUUUCUGCGACACCGGCUACAAGCACGACUACCCUUCUUACGCUUCCCUAACCUACAAGCUCGCACGUGCCAGAAAAUUCGACGACGUCGAAGCCGUUCUGGAUUUCCUCCGGACCCACGAUAUAAGAUGCGGAGAGCCUUUGUUUAUUGGAUUGCUUCGCCAUUACGGGAAGACCGGUGCGGCGGACAGAGCACUCGAGGUUUUCAGCGAGAUGGGGAAAUCAUUCAACUGUGUGCGUACGCUGCAGUCUUUCAACACGAUCCUGAAUGUUUUAGCUGACAACGAUCGUGUUUCUGAUGCUGUUAAAUUAUUUGGGGAUGCUCCUAAGUUGCGAUUCAGGUUGAAUUCAGUCUCGUUUAACAUCAUGAUCAAAAUGUGGCUGGAGAAGGGGGACUGGGAGAAUGCGAAGAAAGUGUUCGACGAAAUGCUCGAAAGAGAAGUGGAGCCCACAGUUGUGACUUACAAUUCUCAGAUUGGAUUUUUAUGUAAAAGGGGCGAUGUCGAUUCGGCGAAAAGAUUGUUCGAGGAUAUGAGGACGAAAGGGAGGCGAGGGAAUGAGGUCACUUAUGCUUUGUUAAUGGAAGGUCUGUGUGCUUCCGGAAGGUUUGACGAAGCUAAGAAGGUGAUGUUUGAUAUGGAGUACCAUGGCUGCAAAGUGCACCUCAAAAACUAUGGAGUUUUGCUGACCGAUCUUGCCAAGAGAGGAUUGAUCGACGAAGCGAAAAGUCUGCUCGUUGAGAUGAAGAAGAGGCGGAUCAAACCGGAUGUGGUUAUGUAUAAUAUAUUGAUUGGUUAUUUCUGCAAACAAGGUGCAGCUUCUGAUGCGUAUAAACUGUUGGUCGAUAUGCAAGUAAAAGGGUGCACGCCUAAUGCCGCCACCUACAGGAUGGUGGUUGAUGGUUUCUGCAGAGUCGAGGAUUUCAUCGGUGGUUUGAAGGUUUUGCGUGCGAUGAUGUAUAGUAAUCAUUUUCCGCGUAUUGAAACCUUUUGUUGUCUGUGUAUCGGCUUGUUCAGGGGUGGGAAAAUAGACGAGGCGUGCUUCGUUUUGGAGGAGAUGAAUAAGAGGAAGAUGAGUUUAGACUGGGAUUCGUGGGAAACCAUUGUUAGAGAAUCUUGCGCGGAUGAUGAAUUUGUUAUCGCACGAUUCGAUGAUGUUUUUUCUUGCGUUUGAUGUGUUUCUGGGCUCAGAGGAAA
Erythranthe guttata (spotted monkey flower) is the source of this 1409-nucleotide messenger RNA. RefSeq names its product Tetratricopeptide repeat (TPR)-like superfamily protein. Gene Ontology annotation, cellular component: mitochondrion. NCBI's taxonomy places the organism in Eukaryota, Viridiplantae, Streptophyta, Magnoliopsida, Lamiales, Phrymaceae. Gene Ontology annotation, molecular function: protein binding; mRNA binding. Gene Ontology annotation, biological process: mitochondrion organization; RNA processing. The record is from RefSeq and is a predicted model, not a curated record.